Ctenocephalides felis (cat flea) is the source of this 901-nucleotide messenger RNA. Its product is annotated as protein SDA1 homolog. The record is from RefSeq and is a predicted model, not a curated record. Lineage: Eukaryota; Metazoa; Arthropoda; Insecta; Siphonaptera; Pulicidae. The transcript has 5 exons. Bases 1 to 510 code for a protein of 169 amino acids.
AUGGUUAUAUCGAUAUUAAUUUCAGAAGAGAUAUUAGAUGAACACAAAGGUGAUAAAGGUGAAAAUUUACCAAAUACUACUAUUUUAGUCACUCCUUUAGAGAACGUAGGAAAGGAUAGCAGCGAUUCCACAAAUGAAAACUGGGAUUCUACCGGCUGGGAUUGCAUGGAGAAUUCAGAAAAUACUUCAUUUUCAUCCAAUAAUCCAUCAGUUGGAAAACUAUCAAUGACUACAUUACCAGUAGAUGCAGAAGAUGGUUGGGACACCUCCGAAUGGGGUUGUAUUGAAGAUGAACCUGAAAUCGAUAAAAAAAGUGAUGACAAUUUGAAUAAUUGGUCUUCAGGAAAAUGGACUGAGGGGGAUUCUGACCGAACAGAAAAACAUUCUUCUGAUGAUAUAAUUGAAGACAAUUCCAAUAUUAGUGAAAAAAGAAAGUUACAAAAACAACGCAAACCUGCUUGUAAGAAAGAAAUAAGGGGUCCUUUAAAGCUUGGACAAAAAAUUCAAUAAAGUUUGACAAAAUUUAUUUUAAAUUGAAAGUAAUAUAUACAAUAUAAGUGUAAAUGGUCGUAUUUUAUGCAAUCAAAUAAGGAAAAAAACACAUAGAGCAUAUAAAUCAGUUCUGUUCAUGAUGUUAUGAAAUAUCUAUAUUUUUGAAAUUUAAAUACAAUAAAUUGCUAAAAGAUGGUACUAAAUAAAACUGUACGAUUUGUCAUAAGCAAUAUAAUAAAGGAAAUAUCAAUGCAAAGCAAAAAUAAUACUGGAUGGUGCAGUAUUAUUAUUUCGAAUCCUGAAUUCUGCAAUAAAACCCACUGAAAGAUUCUGAAAGAUAUUUAAAGAAUUGAGAUAUAAUAGAUAUUGGUGGAAUAAUAAUUUGAGAUAUUUCAAUAAUUUAACCGCU